Messenger RNA from Mangifera indica (mango), 3645 nucleotides. RefSeq lists its product as uncharacterized. The coding region runs from base 84 to 3353 and encodes 1089 amino acids. The record is from RefSeq and is a predicted model, not a curated record. The transcript is spliced from 8 exons. NCBI's taxonomy places the organism in Eukaryota, Viridiplantae, Streptophyta, Magnoliopsida, Sapindales, Anacardiaceae.
UAUUUAUGCCGUCAUUAAGCGAAAUAACAAAUCUCUGUAAUAUCAGGAGUGGAAGAAGUUGAGGUAUUUGUUUUUCGAAGCUGAUGAAGAACAAGUUGCUGUCCGUUGUUUUGAUUCUCGCUCUAGCAUACUGCGCUGUUGAUUGUCAACAGAACGAUGUCGUAGAAUGGCAGAUUCUCACAAAGCUAAACUUCUCUUCUCAGAUCCGACUUCAUCCUCACAUCCUCCUCUUAGUCACUGUUCCAUGGUCUGGCGAGUGUCGAUCUCUUAUGAAAGAAGUUGAAAAUUUGGUCAAUUAUCGGAAAAAUGAGUUCGGUUUGCUCAAGUUGAUGAUUUUGUAUCGGAACAACGAGAAGAUGCUGGCAGAUGCUAUUGGUGCUACAGAGAGCAUAACGGUCUUAUACUAUCACCAUUCUGUAUCUUACAAGUACCGAGGAAUAUAUCGAGCGCAGAGUGUUUUAUCCUCUAUUUAUCCGUAUAUGUCGAUUUUGCCUGAAGAACUUCCGCUCAAGUCUCUCCAUUCUCCGGAGGACUUGAAAGAGUUUCUUGAAUCCACGGACAAAGCUUUAAUUCUGUUUGAAUUUUGUGGAUGGACUCCUAAAUUGCUGGCUAGAAAGAGUUUUAACGGUACUGAAAGUACCUUCACAUUUCAAGGGGAUCAUUUUGGAAGAAGCAUUGGUCUUGAUACAGAAGGAACACAAAUAUCAAGAGGAAAUGAUAACGAGAAGGACACAGAAAAUGGGAAGCUGAAGUGCAGUUUCAGUAAUGGGUUUAAUGGAAUCCCUUGGCUCAGUGAAUUCAGUUUAGUGAAUGAAAGUGAUCCUUUCAAGGACACUGAGAAUAUGGUGUCUGGUGAUCAACUAUCCUGUAACUAUACAGAAUCUCAGCAGUUUGAUUCAUUUUUCUCAAAAUUUAUGACUCUUGCGAGAGAAUUCUUCCUGCCUCCUGAAAAGCAUAGAUUUGGCCUUGUUUCAGACAGGUCUUUACUAAAAUAUCUUGACAUUGGAGAUUCUGAUUCAUGGUUUGUAAAACUUUACUUAGCUGGUUGCCCCAGUUGUUCCAAGGUUUUCAAAGAGGAGAAUGACCUUAAGAGUAUUCCACUGGUGAAUAAUGAAAUUGUUGCAGAGUUAGAUAGCGAUGGGCAGGAUCUCGAAAUUGUUUUACCUGCAAAUAAGCCAUCAAUUCUUCUUUUUGUGGAUAGAUUAUCCGACUCCUCAGAAACUAGAAGAAAGAGUAAGGAAGCUCUACAUACUUUUAGAGAACUGGCUUUACACUAUCUGAUUCCAUAUCAAACUGGUUGGCAGAAACAGCCUGGGGGACCUGCUGUCCGGUCUAAUCAAGCUUUGGGUAGUACAUCUGGACCUCCUGCAUUAAAGCUAUCUCCAAAAGUUCAGAAGAUUAAUUUAAAGGAUAAGAUGUCCAUCAUGGUUAUAGAUGAGGGUAAACCUGUCACUUUAGAUAACAUAGCUCCAGAUUUGCAAGGGAAUUCCUUGCAUGAGAUCUUGGAGUACCUUCUUCAGAAAAAGCAGCAAGCAAAAUUGAGCUCACUUGCAAAAGAGGCAGGCUUCCAUCUUUUAUCUAAUGAUUUUGACAAUAAAGUAGCAGAUGCAUUACCAUCAUCGACAGCAGCCUCAGGGGAAGUUGUUGGUACAGUUAUUGAUGAUACAGACAAAGAUCAGUUACCACAAGGCACAAGCAUAUCUGCUGUGCAAGGUGAAGAAAAUUCUAAAGCCACUGUUGUAGAUGAUGAAGGAAAAACAACUUCUUUUGAUACCAAAGAACAGUUGAUAUCUGAAGGACCUGACCAAAGUUUUCCAGAUUAUUAUUUGACUAGUGAUGAAGAGGUCAAGCUUGAAGUAAAAAGCUCUUCACAACUACACAAGUUGGGGGAAUCACCUUACUUUCAAAUAUUUAGGGGUUCCUUUUUCUUUUGUGAUGGUAACUAUCGAUUUCUUAGAGCUUUAACUGGUGGGUCAACUAUUCCAUCAUCAGUAAUAAUUGAUCCAGCAUCACAGCAACACUAUGUCUUCCCCAAAGACACAAGUUUCAGCAAUUCUUCACUGGCUGGUUUUCUUCAUGGAUUUCUCAAUGGAAGUCUUCUACCAUAUAGGCGCUCUGAGUCUAUUAUUCAAAGCUCGAGGGAGGCCACUCAACCACCAUUUGUCAAUACGGAUUUUCAUGAAGUGGACUCUAUUCCUCGAGUUACAACCCAUAUGUUCUCUGAAUUGGUUCUUGGUUUAAAUCAAUCUGAGAAUGAAAAUGCUUCCCAUGCCUACAAUGAGGAUGUCUUGGUCCUUUUUAGUGGUGGAUGGUGCGGGUUUUGCCAGAGAAUGGAACUGGUUGUUCGUGAAGUUUACCGAGCAAUAAUGGGCUACAUCAAAAUGUUGAAGAAUGGAUAUAGAAAUGGGCAAACAGAUUUUAGUGGUGAUAACUUGAAGAAUGUGAUGUUUAGGAUCCCACGGAUCUACUUGAUGGAUUGCACAUUGAAUGAUUGCGGUUCAAUUUUAAAGUCAAUAGCUCAGAGGGAAGUUUAUCCUGCUCUGAUGUUAUUUCCUGCAGAAAGGAAAGAUGCUAUUUCUUACGAUGGAGAUAUAGCUGUGGCCGACAUUAUCAAGUUUAUUGCUGAUCAUGGAAAUAAUUCUCAGCAUCUUAUCAGUGACAAGGGAAUUCUAUGGACUGUAGCUGAAAAAGAGGGCAGGUGUCAAAAUUUAUUUGAGGGUUCAUCACCAACUACCACUGGACAUGAGGAAGCUCCUCCCUUGAAGGAAAGUUUACAUGAAGUCAUAUUAAAGAGUGAAAAACCAAGAACCAAAAAAAGUAAUCAGAUCAAAUCUCAUGCGUCAAAAGGCUUGCAUGGAAUGACGCAUAAUGUGACAGUUGGUUCUAUUCUAAUAGCUACUGAUAUGCUUCUCAAUGCACAACCAUUUGAUAAUUCAAAAAUUCUUGUUGUGAAGGCAAGUAAAGCGACAGGAUUUGAAGGUCUAAUUGUCAACAAGCAGAUCAGAUGGGAGUCUCUACAAAAACUUGAGGAAGGGCUAGAGUUUCUAAAAGCAGCUCCUCUGUCUUUUGGGGGACCAGUUGUUAAACAAGGAUUGCCUUUCGUUAGUUUAACUCGAAAAGUUAAUAAAAAUCAAUACCCAGAAGUGCUUCCAGGUGCAUACUUUCUUGAUCAAUCAGCCACCGUUAACUUGUUUGAAGAAUUGAAGUCGGGCAAUGACUCUGUUUUCAAUUAUUGGUUUUUCUUGGGGUAUUCGAGCUGGGGUUGGAACCAACUAUUUGAUGAGAUUGCUGCAGGAGCUUGGACUACUGCUGGUGAUGAUAGUUCAGGACAUAUAGAUUGGCCAUUAAUUUAGUAGUUUGAUCUCUUUCUCGUACCUGGUAUUUCACGACGGAGUUUUGAGGUUCCUUAAAGAGGAACUUGGAGGUUACGGUUAUAAUCAACGACUUCUGAUUUUAUUUCCAACUUCCUGCUCACCAUACUUGUAGAUAUGAAAUUUUGUGCUUCGUUUGGGCUUUGGUUGAUUUCCCGUUACAUUAAACAUCUUUGUCUUUUUUUUUUUUUUUAAACAUAAAACAUCUCAUAGAAUUUACGUGGCAUUUAUUUCAUAGAAUGCGUGGGAAUAAUAUCGUGGAUGGGUAUGAAGA